Molecule: messenger RNA, 2785 nt
Organism: Phlebotomus argentipes
Lineage: Eukaryota; Metazoa; Arthropoda; Insecta; Diptera; Psychodidae
Exons: 6
Coding region: 536-1771 (411 amino acids)
Biological process (GO): regulation of transcription by RNA polymerase II
Molecular function (GO): DNA-binding transcription factor activity, RNA polymerase II-specific; RNA polymerase II cis-regulatory region sequence-specific DNA binding
Source: RefSeq, a predicted model, not a curated record
UUUUGUCGAUCCUGUUGAAAUACAUCCCUUGCGAGGCAGUUUUCAGGCUGUAUCAUGUGGAAAGUUACAGUCGAGAGGAAAAGGGAUGGAAAUAGGCAAUUCUGGGAGGGGAAAGAGAGACCAUUUUCUAAUUUUUUACCGCGUUGCCGAGCUGUGCUGUCAGUGGGACAGAAGCUGUCAUGGUGCCGAGAUCGCAGAGAAAAAUUCAUCAAUAUUUUGCAGUGUUUUCUCCUAUUUUCACACAUAAAUUGCAGCGAUAAGUGCUCUCAAAGUUUGAGAGAUUCAUGUGUGUAUUUGAUUUGUGGUGCACGUGGUGAAAACUGUGGGGAAAUUAGGUGGAAAAGUUGUGGCAUUUUCCACCACAGCACCGAAACUGCGGGGCUUUGAAAAUCACCUCCAUCCGGACUUGGGGAGGAAGAAACGCGGCCAUGUUAUUUUAGGCGCACGUAAAAGUACCGUGAACAGCUCCAGGAGAGUCUCGUGGCGAGUGUUUUCACGUGCGGGGUAGGGAUUUCUAAGUGCGGGUUUUCUUGUCAUGCUACCGCCUGUUCUGCACGAGUACGGAGCAAAGAUGAAUUCCUUGUACGAGGGCAGCACGCGGAGGGACAUCAGGGAUAUGGUGAACGAGGCCAGAAUUCAGACGCAGCUUCUGGCCAGGGAAGCCAAAGAGCGUUAUCAAUCGGGCACAGAGACGGAUGAUUCGGACACUGAGCAGGAUCACGUGUCGCAUCACAUAAAGCAGGAGAAGCAGGGCGAAGGAUUGAUUUAUCACACAGGUGGAGUGAAUCUCGACAGCUCGGCGGUGAGAAAGCGUCGCGGAAAUCUGCCCAAGCAUUCGGUGAAGAUCCUGAAGCGCUGGCUGUACGAGCAUCGGUACAACGCCUAUCCGAGUGACACGGAGAAGCUGACGCUGUCGCAGGAGGCGAAUCUGACGGUGUUGCAGGUGUGCAAUUGGUUCAUCAAUGCUCGCCGCAGGAUUCUGCCGGAGAUGAUCCGUCGCGAGGGCAACGAUCCUCUGCACUACACCAUAUCGCGGCGCGGCAAGAAGCUGGCCAAUAUCAAUAUGCACAACAAUGUGCAACUCAUGUCGCCGCAAACAAUCACCGGCGACACGAUUGAGAACGAGGUGAUUGUGGGUGCCACUGAGGAGGUUGUGGGCGAGGAGGAGAUGCACGAAGGCGUGGCGACAGUCCUCACGGCUCUCGGGCAUCAAUUCGUUCAGACCUCGACUGGUGGCGUGGUGAAGAUGGAGAGGGAUAUUGACUACGACGACAAUAUCAUUUACAAGUCAGACGAUGAGAGUGCAAAUGAGUACGAGACGUGUACGCCUGAGGAGGAGGACCAGAACAACUGGCAGGAAGUGAUGCGAUAUACGGACAAAGAUGGUGAAGAAAUAACGGAAGAGAUUGAAACUACGCCUGUGACUGGAUAUUGGUCCGCAUCACAUCCACAUUUGGCGCACUUGCCACAAUUGCCGCAUCCUUUGACCACUUCGACGCCAACGGUUCCCGUGGGCUUGUCGCGUGUGCAGGUGAUGCCAGCGCAUCCGUCGCCGGUGAUCCAGCAGAACAGCGACUCGAACUCCUCGACAAACAACAACACAUCGAGCGGAGCGCAAAUCGGAGGCGCGAAUCACGUGACAAAAGCGUCCCUAAAUCUGUUACGUCGCAACAAAGACAAGUUCAAGUGUCUGUACCUGCUCGUCGAGACGGCCGUCGCAGUGCGUCAACGCGAGAAGGAACAGGACGACGUUCACGUGCUAGGCAAUUGAGCGCGCGAUUGAUCUUUAGUUUAUACAUAUAUAAUGAAGGAAAUAUGAAUAUUGCAGAAUCUAAUUAAAACAUUGUGUAGAUUGGAAGGAAAUGAGAGAAGAAUACUAUAUGAACUAUAUUUGCAAUUAUCCUCUUUUUUAUAACUUUUGCAGACAUAAAAUAGAGAAAGAAACAUUGAGAAUCACACACUUUGGUUGUUGAAUUACAAUUGAAGAAUUAAAUAAGAAAUGAAGGAUAGAUUUAAAGAAGUAAGAGGAGAGAGCACUUAAUUGAUAAAAUGAUGGCAUGAAAAUGGCAGUGAGAUGAACUACAAAUGCUGUAGGAUAGAGUAAUUAAGAUAUUUUAAUAAUUGGAGAAAUAUUGUAGUAAUUAUCAUAGGGGCGGUUCAGGCCUUUUUUCAAUUGACUUCUGUUUGUUAGAUAUUCAAACAUUAUUUCUAUGGAUCAUUUCUUAAGUCAAUCUUAUUAUAUUUAUAGAGUAAAAAUUUUUUCAGAGUGAAUUUUAACUUGCAUAAAUAAUUGAGAAAUUGUAAUUUUUACACAAGACAUAGCUUUUGAAGAGAGAGGUUAGGAAAGAGAAAGAAUAUACUUAUAAGUGUCUCAACUGUUAUGUAUUUUACAUUACAUGUCUUGAAUUUUUGCAUAUUUUAUUUCGUAGUACAAAUUAGGUUCUUUUGCCCUUUGAAUUUCACCGCGAUCGUGUUGUGGUUUUCUACUGAGAGAGAAGCCACGUUAUUGUCAUCAAGUUUAAGUGUUGUAAAUAAAGUAAGAAGGAAAAAAGAAAUACUUUUAGUGAUAAAAGCUCUAGAUGUUUAGUUCUUUGUUCUUAAUUGUAAAUAAUCAGUAAAAAUUCAAUAGUGUAGCUUUCCUUCGCAAAACUAUGCAAUUUUUCCCAUCAAGAAGAUACUGAUUUACUUAGACCCAGAUUUUUUUUCCUCUUUUUUAAGACACUGUCACUAGAACGAAGAUGAAUUAUAAAUACAUUUUAUGGAUCAAUAAAGUUUUAUUGAGUAA